Messenger RNA from Chanos chanos (milkfish), 3617 nucleotides. RefSeq names its product RNA binding motif protein 39b (gene rbm39b). Gene Ontology annotation, cellular component: nucleus. Bases 1231 to 2850 code for a protein of 539 amino acids. The record is from RefSeq and is a predicted model, not a curated record. Lineage: Eukaryota; Metazoa; Chordata; Actinopteri; Gonorynchiformes; Chanidae. Gene Ontology annotation, molecular function: RNA binding. The transcript has 17 exons. Gene Ontology annotation, biological process: mRNA processing.
UUACAUGAGGGAGAACUUAAAAUAACGUAUUUGUCGAUUGUUGUCGACCAAACUUUGCAAAUAAAUAACUACCAUUAUCUAGUACUUAAGUAGUGUGUUUAUGAGAAUAUAAGAAGAGACUAGAGACUGACAUUUAUCUGCGUUUCCUGAGGUCACCAGGGAGUAUAAAGUACCUAGCUGGCUGUCGGAGGUCAAGUUUGGUUCUACAAGCUACCCGAGGCGUAUCAAGCUAGCUAGUUGACUGCCACAAAACACGAAGUCAGUUUCCCACGAAAGCGUAUUCCACACAACGCAAAUUAAAGAAAGACGCCGGUCUGAAACAGGGCAUCAUGGCAGAUGAUCUUGAUAUUGAGGCUAUGCUGGAAGCUCCUUACAAGAAGACUUGCCUAAUGAUAUCUCACCUCUACUCCCCUGAAUACACCUUUGAUUCCAGUGUGAACUGUGAAAAAAAGUAAGGUAGUAAUUGCGCAAUGUAUUGAUGUACCUGUGAUCCCUUAGGUAAAAAAAAGACCCUCAUCUUAGAACAUCCUAUCACCUGUUCGGUCACAACAAGGUGAAUGCCACUGGAUGAACCAGCGCAUAAUCUGACACGAAGCAGAGACAGUAUUCACAUUUUUUCUACUGACAUGCUCAACAUUCAACUUGGGUGUGUUUCUGUUUUGCUAACCAUUCAUUCGCAUAACUAUAAUCACAUACAACUCUGUGACUUAAUCUUAUACAUGUAACCGAUUUUUUCCCCUUAAUGUGAUUCUACACUACUGUCUUGACAAACUAUGGAGAUAAAAAAAAAAAAAGGAAAGAAAUCUCAACUUUGCCGACAGUACCUUUUAAAAUAUGAAUACUGUCUCUCUCCCCAAGUCUUUUGUGAUGGUCUCCAAUUCGUAAAAGUCAGCAUCUUGUUUUUUGCAUGCCCUUUAACACUAGAAAUACGGCAACAAGCUCAUUUUCUUAAUACAGUUUAUUACCAUUAUGUGCAUUUAUGAAAAAAAAAACCUCAUUAGACAUGUCUGUCACAAACUUAAUGAUUUCCAUAAGUUUUACUAUUUGCUGUGUAUAAUCUCCCUUUCAAACAUAGACAUUAUUUAAUUGAAGAAAAAAUAAAACAUGCCUAAUAUGGAUCAUAUCCAUUCAACUGGCACACAAGAAAAAAAGAAAGAAAUCCUAGGCAAUGAGGUUUUACAGUAGCAUUUGGCUUUCUUUUGAUGCCAUGUCUUUUUUGGGGGGACCGAUAUGACUAAGCCGUCUAAAUCCCUGUUUGCUUCAGGACGAGAUGUGAGACAGAGAUGCCAUCCAGCUCUCACAGUCCAACAGCGAAAAUGGGAUGACACGAAGUCCUCUAGUGCAAAUGGCCAUGAGGAACGGAGUAAGAAGAAAAAGCGAAGCCGGAGCAGGAGCCGCAGCAGGAGUCUGGAGCGUCGAAGGAGCAGGAGCAGGGACCGCAAGAAGAGCCGCGACCGUCGCAAGAGCAGGAGUCGUGAGCGCAAACGGUCCCGUAGCAGAGAUAGGAGACGUUCGCACAGCCGAGAACGGGCCGGACGGUACCGAGGACGUAGGAGUCCCUUCUUGGGGCCGAAAUUUAACGGUGGUCCUGGAGGGAAGACUGGCCCACCACAUGCCACUAAGCUAAGUGGCAGACGCUCCCGAAGCCGAAGUCCCUUCAGGAAAGACAAAAGCCCUGUCCGGCAACCCAUAGAUAACAUCAGUCCAGAGGAGAGAGACGCUCGCACCGUGUUCUGCAUGCAGUUAGCUGCCCGAAUCCGACCCAGAGACCUGGAGGAUUUCUUCUCCGCCGUGGGAAAAGUGCGCGAUGUGCGGAUGAUAUCGGACAGGAACUCGAGGAGGUCAAAGGGCAUUGCCUACGUUGAGUUCGUGGAUGUGAAUUCUGUUCCUCUGGCCAUUGGGUUGACAGGACAGAGGCUGCUGGGAGUGCCUAUCAUUGUCCAAGCGUCACAGGCGGAGAAGAACAGAGCGGCUGCGUUGGCCAAUAACCUGCAGAAGGGCAGCUCAGGGCCUAUGCGUCUGUAUGUGGGCUCUCUUCACUUUAACAUCACAGAGGACAUGCUGAGGGGCAUCUUUGAGCCAUUCGGCAGGAUCGAGAGUAUACAGCUCAUGAUGGACAGUGAAACUGGAAGAUCUAAAGGCUACGGCUUCAUAUCAUUUGCAGAUGCUGAGUGUGCGAAGAAGGCUCUGGAGCAGCUGAACGGGUUUGAGCUUGCCGGGCGGCCGAUGAAGGUGGGUCAUGUAACAGAACGAACAGACGCCUCAACGGCCAGCUCGUUCCUGGACAACGAUGAGCUGGAGCGGACUGGCAUUGACCUGGGCACCACGGGCCGGCUACAGCUCAUGGCACGGCUGGCAGAGGGUACAGGUUUGCAGAUUCCUCCUGCAGCCCAGCAGGCUUUGCAAAUGAGUGGCUCUAUUCCAUUUGGGAACCUGGCAGCUGUCACAGCUGCAGCCACGCCCGCCUUGACCCUGAACCCUGGGAUGAAUCAAGCACUGAACCUUCCCACCCAACCACUGGCCACACACUGUCUCCAGCUCUCCAACAUGUUCAACCCACAGUCGGAGAAUGAGCCAGGCUGGGACACGGAGAUCCAAGAUGAUGUAAUCGAGGAAUGCAACAAACAUGGGGGCAUUGUUCACAUAUACGUCGACAAAAACUCACCACAGGGUAACGUCUAUGUCAAAUGCCCAACUAUCCCCACAGCCAUGGCUGCUGUGAAUGCUUUACAUGGACGAUGGUUUGCAGGUAAAAUGAUCACAGCUGCCUACGUGCCCCUCCCGACCUAUCACAACCUGUUCCCAGACUCAGUCACAGCCACACAGCUACUCAAGCCCACGCGUCGAUGAUCUCAUCCAUAUCUGACUUGGCCUCCCACUGUACGGCCCCACCCUUCCGCUCAGUCAGUUGCUCGUCUGGCUUGGCCUGGGAGUGUACGUAGUUUGGCAGAUGUUUUUUGCCGACACACCUGGCCUAUGCUCCAGCUUCAGUUCUCUACUCCAGCACUGAGUCCACUCAGUCUUGGGCUUUGUACCGAUUUUCAGGCCGUUAUUUAAUAAGUUCUCAGACAAGACUUGUAAUAAGUCUGUGUGCUGUGCAGGUUAUGAAAGCUGGAAAAACCUGCACGAACACACACACACACACACACACAUACACACAUGAACACAUUUCUCCCCUGGGAUCAGACUUAGUCCUCCAACCGGUUUUGAAGGAGAUUUCAGUGUUUUUAAAGUUUUGACUUUCAUCAGAAGCAAGGCCUCAGUUUCUCUCUCUUUUUCCCCCUUAAUUUCCUUUGUUCGGUUCAUCCUCACAUAGUGUGUUUGAACAUGUCAAGUGAAAGGAAAUAGCUGCAGCUUUGAUUCUCUCAUCUUCUGAACGUUAGACAUCGUGUUGUGACUUCUAGACUUCUGCAGUUUUGUCCAUUUGAGCUUUGCGUUAGAAGCAUCCAGACCCCCACCCUCACCAAAAAAAAAGGAAAGAACUUGAGUUGUUUUGUUUCCACUUUCUACAGGAGCUACUCAGUUGCCACCAACCAUUUUGCAUUUAUAACUUUUUGUAAUCAAGAUGUAAUUUGAUUUUGUAAAGAAACUCUUGAUUAAAGUUACUUUGAAAAGAA